Molecule: messenger RNA, 2223 nt
Organism: Fusarium poae
Lineage: Eukaryota; Fungi; Ascomycota; Sordariomycetes; Hypocreales; Nectriaceae
Exons: 9
Coding region: 1-2223 (740 amino acids)
Biological process (GO): DNA-templated transcription; positive regulation of transcription by RNA polymerase II
Cellular component (GO): nucleus
Molecular function (GO): sequence-specific DNA binding; zinc ion binding; DNA-binding transcription factor activity, RNA polymerase II-specific
Source: RefSeq, a predicted model, not a curated record
AUGGCGUCGGAAAGCCAGCCUCGCAAAAUAAGAAGAACGGCCAAUGCCUGCGUCGCUUGUAGACAGAGCAAGAUCAAAUGCUCAGGACAAGACCCGUGCCAGAACUGUCAGCGGCGCCAAGUACAAUGCCGUUUCACAGAAGGCGUAACAAAGGUUAUGGUCUCGGAAAAAUACCUCCAAGACCUUCAGAAGCAAGUAGAGCAGUAUCAGCGCUCACCAUCAAACAUCAUCCUCGAGAACAGACAGAAUACAGAAACACCCUUCAUCUACCGCUCACCUCCCUCAGCGACAAUAUCCUCCGCGCCUCCGCCGUAUCGUUCCUCCAUAGAAGCAUCAUCUGCGUCAUACUGCUCUCCGAACAUAUCCCAACCUCACUCUUUUUCUCCGGGUCUCAAACGUAGAAGCGAUGCAGCUUUCAGCGACGUCAAUGGCUCGCAUUCGCAUCAACAAUCUGAGUCUGAACUUGUCAACCAAGGUCCCACCUCAUCAUCAUCAUACCAACCGCAGGGCGAGUCACCGUUGAGUAUUUGGCCUAGCGCGUUUACGAUUCCGUCCAAGAUUAUCAAGAAUACGCGGAAGAACAGACGGACUUGGAUAUGGCUGGCGCCGUGGUCGACUUGGUCUUUCACAUUACGACUGAUGCUCAUGUUGGGCGACAAACUACAGCCAGGAGGAGACAUGAUUCCGCCGCAGUUGAUAGAAGACGACGUGUACACUUUAUCAUGGAAUAUCCGCCCUCCACAUGAAAAACCCGAUGUCACUGGACUACCAUCUCUCGACUACGCGAUCUACUUAUUCCACACCUUCAAAUUUCAUCUCGGCCAGACAUACCGGCUCUUUGACGAGGUAGAAUUCGUCAACCAGAUCCGUGACUUUUACUCGGACGCGCAGAACAAGGCUGAAGAGAACCGCCUUUGGUAUGUCAAGUUUCUCUUGAUUCUGGCCUUUGGUACGGCCUUUCACUCUUCUCAAUGGAUGCCCUCCACCGAACCCCCCGGCUCCAAAUUCUUUGUGAGAGCGAUGGGUCUUAUGCCGGAUCAUACAGCGCUUUGGAAGGACAGUCUCCUCGCAAUUGAAGUUUUGGCCAUGGGUGGGUUGUAUCUCUACUCUAUCGACGAGAGAGAGUCUGCGCACGUAUAUCUUGGCCAGGCCAUCAGGAUAGCUCUUUUGGAAGGGCUACAUACACAACUACCAGACAGCGAACUCGGCAGUGAAACAGUUACUCGAUGUCGCGAUUUGUGGUGGACUUUAUAUAUCAUGGACCGACACUUUUCUUCGUCUCUGGGACUGCCAAUGUCAGUACAGGACAGUGAUAUCUCCACGCCAGUCAACCCUCCCAACGUGGGUUCUCAAGAUGACAGCGCGAGAAGUCUACAGGUGAACUUGUCGCAUCUGCUAUCAGUAAUUCUAACAACACUCUACAAACCAGAGAAAACACCACUCGGGCAGUUCCUCGAACAGACCAAGGCUAUUCUUCACACUUUGGCGCACCACGCACAAGAGAUUGAAAAGAUAAUAUCGAUGAAAUUCCGGAAUUCGGUAGACACGAUGCCUCGCGGUACAAAAUACAUUACGCUUCUAUAUCACCAGUGUGUGAUAGUAGCGACACGCCCUCUUCUACUUUCAGUCCUCAAAGAACGUCUCGAUAUUCUUGGACAGCCGGGCGCUGAAAACUCGGAAGCCUUUCUUGGACAGACGGCAGCGGUUAUAUCGACAGGCAUCAAAUCAGCUGUCAAGACACUCCAGAUUCUUACGAGCGAAUACAGUCUUCUGGAGGUCUUUCUCCCCUACGAUAUCGAAUUCACCUUUGGAGCCGCUCUCCACCUCAACAUGGCAACAGCUCUAUUCCCCGGCGUCGCCGACGAUCAAAACAGCCGCUUUCUAGUCCAUCAACUUCUCGAUAACAUGAUCGCCCGCGGGAACCGACUAGCCAAAGUCCGCAAACAAGAGCUCGUCUAUCUUGAAGCUCAGUGUCAGGAACUCGUCGCGCAAGUACAACAGCAAGGACUACAAACUCUUUCUUUAUCAGUUACGGAUGAAGCAGCUUCUGAGCUUGCAGGGAAGACGGAUGAGGAGAGGCUUUUGACUACAGAUUUAGAGGAGGGGACGAGCGAUUUGGAGUUUUUGGAUAAUAUUGGGAUUUCGUCAGAGGAGUUUAUGGCGAUUGUGCAGCAGAUUGGAGAUCCGGAUAUUAUGCCGGAGAAUAUGUUGACAUUGGAGUGA